UAGUAUUAAAAUUGCUACACACUUUCCCUAGACCUUUUUCUUUCUUAGCUUUUUUGUGUUUGGUAUUUUUCCUAAUUUUUAAAUUUCUUGUUGAUUCCCUAAUGUUAAAAUUGUUAGACAGAAAACACACGACGAACUACACGGGAAUGUACAAACGUUCCUUGAAAUCCGCCAUUGGGAUCAUCCGCGGCAGCCACCUGGCAUGCCGUCCAGAGCAGGUGCUACCAAGCAGGGCGGAGAGUCAAGAAUGGAAGGUCAAUCAGGACGACCAGAAGAUCCUGCCAGUGAUACGAAAAAAUAUAUUCAUUCAAAAAGGUAUUGCCGGAAACUUUAUUCAAAGAAUAGCAACUUCCAAUAGCCACCCGAAAAUCCUUCUGAGGCAGCGUCAACUUCUUAAGGACCUGGAGUUGCAGGAUAUCACAUGCCUGGCCAAAAAAUCCCCAAAAUCGGAUUCGAAAAAAUGCGCCAAAAUUGAGAAAAAAGGAGGAAAGAAAGGAGGUCCUUGCGGAAGCGGCGGGAAGAAAGGAGGCAGCGGCGACAAGGAUGGCAAAUGUGGCAAAGAAGUCAAGAAAGUGAUUUCAAAAGAAGACGAAAUAAAAAAGAAAUGUGCGGAAUAUAUCCGAAAAAUGGAGGAAGCUGAACUGAAAAGGAACUGCGAAAAAUUGGCCAAAAAGAAGGAGGAAGCAGAAAGAAAGAAAUGCGCCAAAAUGCCAAAAGUAGAUGAAUGUGCCGAAGAGGCCAAAAAAGAGAAAGCCAAGAAAGCGGAUGCCGCCCAGGAGGCAAAAGAUGCGGAAGAAUUGAAGAAGAAUUGCGCCGAGUUGGCCGAGAAGGAAAAAUGCGCAGGCAUGGCGAAGAAUAAGAAGCAGGAGGACAUCAAAAAGAGAUGCGCAGAACUGGUCAAGAAGGCAAAGGAAAACGUAUGCGGGAAAUCAGCUACAAAGAAAUGCCCCAAAAAGAAAAUCUCCAAAGAGAAGACUGCCAAAGGCGAUAAGAAAUCGGCGGAGAAAAUGAAAGAGAAAAUGGAGACGGUGACGAAAAAGAUGUGCGCCAUUUUGAAACAGGACGAGGAGGCUGCAAAGUGUAAGAAAAUGGCGGAAAAAGCAAAAAGUGGCGGAAAGAGUGAUGCCAAGAAAGGUGGAGCCAAAGACGGAGGAGCCAAAGGCGGAAGUGGGUCCAAGGACGGGAAGAAGUGUUAAUUUCGCUAUUGGGGCUAUCGGGUCUAAGGAAAACUUGUCACAAUAAUUAUAAAAAAAAAUAUAUAAUAAUUCACACUUA
Drosophila ananassae is the source of this 1275-nucleotide messenger RNA. RefSeq names its product axoneme-associated protein mst101(3). Bases 102 to 1196 code for a protein of 364 amino acids. Lineage: Eukaryota; Metazoa; Arthropoda; Insecta; Diptera; Drosophilidae. The record is from RefSeq and is a predicted model, not a curated record. The transcript has 2 exons.